CGUUGUUGUUCGUAUGCUGUUCGUUGAAAUCCGCAAGAACCCUCUCUCAUUCUCUCUCAUUCCCAACGAUAAGCACAAGGAGACGGCUUUAAAUUUUCGAUUUUGAACAUCUGACACAUGAAAACGCAGGAGUUGCGUAUAAAAUUUGAUAAUUCGUUGCAGCAUUUCAAUUUCUGAAGCACAAAUGUCCACGACGCAUAUGAAAACGGAUUUCGACAAUGUAUCAGAUGUAUUAUAAGGCAGAGGAAAAUGCGGAUGCAUAUAAAGUUUGAUUAUUCGUUGCUGUAUUUCGGUUUCUGAGGCGCAAAAUGUCUACGACGCAGAAGAAAACAGAUUGCAACAAUGUAUCAGGAUCUUCCCUCUAUGACCUCUUAUGUUUAGAAAAUAGAGAAAAGUGGAGCUGCUUGUUUGGACAAACUCGUUAUGACAGUGCGAAACAAAAGCUGGCAGAAUUUAUCUCUGAAUCGGGUAAUAUGUGCUGUGCAGAUUGUGGAACUCCAGAUCCAAAAUGGGUAUCUGUAAGUUUUGGAGCAUUUAUAUGCAUCAAGUGUUCAGGAGCACAUAGAAGCCUUGGGGUUCAUAUAUCAAAAGUGUUAUCAGUGAAUCUAGACGAGUGGACACAUGAAGAAGUCAAUGACGUAAUAAAAAGUGGUGGGAAUUCAAUGGUGAAUUCCAAAUAUGAAGCUUGCAUUCCCGACAACUGUAAAAAACCAAAAUCAGAUUCUUGUAUAGAGGAGCGCCUCGACUUCAUCAGGAGAAAAUAUGAGGUGCAACAAUUUUUGAACUCGGAUAAACAAAUAUGCGAUCGUGCAUCUCCAUGUCCAUCAUCAUCAUCCAUGGAGUCUGCUUCCACAAAUACCGGUGGUGCUACUGCUACUGCUACAAUGGACAAGAAGCACUCAAACAGUGUCCUUAUGCCAAGCAUCAGCCAUGCAUUUCGCAACAGCUGGAAAAAGAAAGAUAAUGAACACAAGCCACCUCCUAAGACAAGCAACUCAAUGGCAGGUAUGAUUGAAUUUAUUGGAUUGAUAAAAGUCAACGUGGUCAAAGGCACCAAUCUAGCUGUUCGGGAUAUGAUGACUAGUGAUCCUUAUGUCAUCCUCUCACUAGGAAACCAAUCUGUGAAGACACGGGUUAUAAAGAGCAGCCUUAAUCCUGUAUGGAAUGAAAAACUAAUGUUAUCAAUCCCGAGCAACAUGCCUCCUUUGAGAUUAACUGUGUAUGAUCGGGACACAUUGAAGGCGGAUGAUUUCAUGGGUGAUGCUGAGAUUGAUAUUCAACCAUUGGUGUCAGCUGCAAAAGCAUCUGAGAAUUCAGAUGUUAACGACUCAUCAACUCAAGGAAAGUGGGUAGCAAGUUUGGAGAACACGAUUGUGAAAGAUGGUGUGAUCACACUUGCGAAAGGCACUGUGAAGCAAGAGAUUGCUCUUAAGCUUCAAAAUGUUGAGAAGGGUAUAUUACAAAUCGAGCUCGAAUGUGUCCCUCUUACCCCAAUAGUAUUUUUCGGUGAUUUAUGUUAUAUUUAGGUGAUGUGUUUUUGUUGUUUUAUGUAAGCUGUGCUUUUGAAUAUUUGUAUAUUGAUGAUGAU
Messenger RNA from Lactuca virosa, 1588 nucleotides. The record is from the annotation of a GenBank genome assembly. Lineage: Eukaryota; Viridiplantae; Streptophyta; Magnoliopsida; Asterales; Asteraceae.